Messenger RNA from Zasmidium cellare ATCC 36951, 2160 nucleotides. RefSeq lists its product as uncharacterized. The transcript has a single exon. Gene Ontology annotation, cellular component: nucleus; Rpd3L-Expanded complex; Rpd3L complex. The coding region runs from base 1 to 2160 and encodes 719 amino acids. The record is from RefSeq and is a predicted model, not a curated record. NCBI's taxonomy places the organism in Eukaryota, Fungi, Ascomycota, Dothideomycetes, Mycosphaerellales, Mycosphaerellaceae. Gene Ontology annotation, biological process: regulation of DNA-templated transcription.
AUGGCCUCCACCGCGCUAUCCCACGCUUCGGUCGACCCAGACUUCCGCUCCCUCAGCCGUCAGCCAGAACGCGAUCCCGAUAUCCAAGCGACGCUGUCCGACUUCCUCACCUACACCGAGCACUUCCCCUCGCACCUGACGCGCGCCUUGACACUCAUCCAGGACCAGCGCGAGAAGGCAGAGCGGGGUAUCAAGGCAGUCCACGAUGACACAACCUCAUACAGUACUCUGCCGUCUCUCAAGCAUGACCGACCAGACCCAGUCAAGCUGCGGCGCGACAUCAGCUAUGCGCUCGCAGAGGCAGAGGCAGCUUGUCGCAUGUCGGUGGAGGAGGCCGUAAGAUUAGACGAAGAGUGCAAGAGGGAAGCUAGAAGACUGGACAUUGUUACUGAGAAGCUCAAGUCACAGCCGAAACCACCAUCGAGAGACCCAACCCCAGAACAGCAAGCCUUGACUUCCCCGAACUUGAAGCGAGAGCGGCGCAUGAGCACGCGCGCAGAAGAUGCCGCGCGGCCAGAGAAGCAGGCGAGACGUGUGCAAGACAAGGCAGUGAGUAAGCUACGAGGGCGUAAGAUCAUGGUCCCGGGGGAGGUACUACCCCCUCCUGACCCAAACGCCCCGCUGGAGAGCAUGUCAGACUGGACGUCCCCAAGAAAUUCCCCACCACUGCUUGAAGAGCCCCCGAAUUCAUCGGAGAAGGACAAGAAGCAGAAGGGAGCAACGCCGCGGCCACGUUCGCGCACACCGAAGAUCCCAAAGGAUGAGAAGGACAAGGAGAGGGACAGGGAGAAGAAGACGACUCCUAAGCCGCGAGGGCCACGAGCACCUGGACAGCCAGGUACGAAUGCUCACUCAGCCGUUGCCGGAAUAAGCACCUCUAAUGCGCUUCUAGCGCUCACCGAGCCCCCUCAAGAUGCCGCUAAUGGCAGCAAGUGGCUCCCAUGGAUGAAGCUCACAGAGUGGGAGAUGGCCAAGCUGCGAAAGCGGAUGAAGAAGAAUGCCAUCUGGAUUCCUUCGCAGACCAUGGUACGUCGUGAGCUUAAGAAUCUUGGACGUGGCAUUGCGGGCAAGGAGGCGGCGCGGCAGCGUGCUGGGGAGGCAGGUGAGGAGUUUGUUGAUGAUCACAACGAGCCAGAUCCGACCAAAGUCCUCAUUAGUGGUGAGGAGUCUGCGCAGAUCAAUGCGAUACUGGGCCCGCAGGCGUAUGUGGAUGACGAGGAUGCUGACGCAGAGCUCAUCAAUCGUGGCAUGAGACUGAACGAGGCAAAGAAGUUGAAGCGACAGCGAUUGCUGGAAGAGCAGGCUCUCCAGGCGCAGCUCGCCCGUGAGCAAGGGGUCGAGCCCUCGCCAGAGAAGCUUCCUUCUCCAGAAGCAGACAAGAAGAAGCGGAAGCGUGAAAGCACGCCAGCAGCUGGUGCUUCUGCAGAGACAGAGGAGAAGUCCAGGCCAGUCAUCAAGAAGCUGAAGAUUGCUCCGCCGGCUCCACCGAAUCAGUCAACGUCCAAGGUCCCUCUGGCACCUGCAGGCGCUUCUGGAUCACCGACCACAUUCACACGCAGCCGUCGAGCGGCCACGCCAAUCGAAUCUCGAAAGCCGACCAUCACAAUCAAGCCCAACAAAGCAGUCUCAGAGGAGCCGCCAAACCGACGUGCGAGCUUACGUCGGAGUAGUAAUGCGAGUCUGCCCAGCACCGGUGUCACUUCUAGCAACCCUUUGAAUUCACCCAAAAGCGCCACCGCUCAGCCCACCACCAAGAGUGGUCGACGGAGUAGGCGGCCUGCUCCUGGAGUCAUCACAUCCAACGACGACGACAGUGCCAAGGUUGGCGUUUCGAAGCGUAAGGCCGCGCCGAGAAAGAAGGGUGCCUUGAAGAAAGACUCUGCUGCUCCACAAGAUCAAGGUGCUAUCCCAGCGGGCGAUAACACCGAAGACUACAUCGACCCGGACGAGCCUAGGUAUUGCCUCUGUGGCGAUGUCAGCUGGGGCACGAUGAUUGCGUGUGACAACGAUGACUGCGAGAAGGAGUGGUUUCACCUGGAAUGUGUGCAGCUGCCCGGCAUGCCGCCGAGGCGCACCAAAUGGUACUGUCCCGAUUGCAGAAAGAAGCUGAAGUUGGGACAGAACAGGGAUGGCUUAGUUGGAAGGAAUGUUACUCGGUGA